AGCCGAGAGCAAGUACCUGGCCCUGUGCCCUCCCUCCCACCACAGGCCCCUCCCGGCCCAGGUAGCCAGCUGUCAGGAAGAUGGAGCCCAAGGACCAGCAACUUGUGGUAGUGCUUCGGAUCCGCCCACUUAACGAUGCAGAGCUGGAGGAAGGGGCCACCGUCAUUGCCCACAAGGUGGGGGACCAGAUGGUGGUGCUCAUGGACCCCGGAGAGGACCCCGAGGACCCGCUGCGCACACACCGGUCCCGGGAGAAGACCUUCAUCUUUGACACUGUUUUUGACCAGCAUGUGUCGCAGGAAGAUGUGUACCGUGCCACCACCUGGCACUUAGUGGAAGGCGUCAUUUCUGGAUACAACGCGACGGUGUUUGCCUAUGGCCCCUCAGGCGCAGGGAAGACCUACACCAUGCUGGGCAUGGACGCAGAGCCCGGCAUCUACCUGCGGACCCUCGCUGACCUCUUCCAGGCCAUCGAGGAGGCCUGCGACAGCACGGACUACUGCGUAUCCAUGUCCUACCUUGAGAUUUAUAAUGAAGUGAUCCGGGACCUCCUGAACCCGUCCUCGGGGUUUCUGGACCUGCGGGAAGAUUCUAGGGGCAGCAUCCAGAUUGCAGGCAUCACAGAGGUCUCCACCUCAAACGCCCGGGAGAUCAUGCAGCUCCUCACCAAAGGCAACCGGCAGCGCACGCAGGAGCCCACGGCCACCAACAGGACAUCGUCCCGCUCUCAUGCCGUGCUGCAGGUCACCGUCCGCCAGCGCAGCCGGGGCGCCGACUUGGUGGACGAAAUGCGUGUUGGGAGGCUCUUCAUGGUGGACCUGGCAGGCUCGGAGCGGGCGUCCCAGACCCAGAACCAUGGCAAAAGGAUGAAGGAGGGUGCUCACAUCAACCGCUCCCUGCUGGCGCUGGGCAACUGCAUCAACGCGCUGAGCGAGAAGGGCAGCAGCCGGGCGCAGUAUGUGAACUUCCGGGACAGCAAGCUCACCCGCCUGCUGAAGGACGCCCUAGGGGGCAACAGCCGCACAGUGAUGAUUGCCCACAUCAGCCCGGCCAGCACGCACUUCGAGGAGUCUCGGACCACCCUGCUGUAUGCCUACAGAGCGAAGAACAUCAAGACGAGGGUCAAGCGCAACCUGCUGAAUGUGUCCUUCCGCAUUGCACAGUACACAGAUGUCAUCUCCGACCUGCGCAGGGAGAUCGAGCACCUCAAAUCCAAAAUCGAGAAGCAGGAAGAGGAGAAGAAAAGCGAAUCUGGCGUCCGGGAUGCCCCAGUCACAAUCCCCCACCACGACUCAGAGGAGGACAGCCGCCAGCAGAUGAACAAGAUCCGCACACAGCUCAUCAGGGCCUUCAAGGAGCAGCUAGAGAUGCGGCGCAGCCUGGUGGAGCUGGAGAACACCAACAUCGAGCUGCACAUCGACACAUCCCGCCACCUGCUGACCAUUGCAGACUGGGAGCACCACGCGCACAGGGACAGGACGCCUGAGAAGGAUGGGCAGCUGGGGGAAGCCAACGCGGAUGGGGAUGACAGCGAGUCUGCAGAGCCGCAUGAAGUGGCCCUGGCCAGAGAGGAGGUCAGCAUGCUUUUAGCCGAGCAGCGGAAGACCGCGGCCCUCAAGGCUGGGCUGGAGCAGCGCCUGGCCAAUGCCAAGAAGAAGGCCUCGCAGAUGGAGAAGCUGCUGCCCCGGCAGGUCAUCAGCGAGGACCAGAGGGAGGUGCUGCGGCUGUUGUGCCGGGCGCACGAGCUGGAGGUGGAGAACACGGAGCUGCAGGCCGACAGUCUGCGCAGCAAGCACCUGCUGUGCGAGAAGGACUUCGUGAUCCAGCGCUGCCACCAGCACCGGCUGCUCUGCGAGCAGAUUAUCCAGGACCAGCGGCGGCUGAUCCAGGAUGGUGGCAUCCCAGUGCCUGAGGCCCUGGACAAGCGGUACCACCUCUACUCCCGGGAGCUGGGCACAGGCAAGCUGAACCGCCUGCUGGUGCUGCACUCAGCCAUGUCCAGCUCCCUGAGGGAGGGCUCUGUCCUGAACAUGUCCCCACCGCCAGAGGAGGCCAGCCAAGAGCAGGAGGACAGGAAGGACCUCCUGCAGGGCGCCCGGUUUGAGCUGUCACCCAUGCUGCUGGAGACAGACAGUGAUGGUUACAAGUCAUCGAAAACGACACCAUUGAGAAAACUGGAAAAGCAAGAUUCUCUUCUCCCUCUGUCAUCCGUCCGCAUCCUGCUGACUCCCCCAGUUCAAGAGAAGCCUAACCCCCUGAGUGUGAAGCACUUAGCUUCCAAGCUGUGCUCCCCGGCUGGCUCGGAGCUGGGCACCCCAAGGACAGCAGCAGAGGCGGGUGGCCCAGCCUUGCAUGUGCAGGCCCUCCAGGAGAUGGUGGCGAGCACCAAGAGCAUCGCCCUUAUCGCGGCCACCAGGCGCUCCAAAGCACAGGACCAUGAGGGUGGCAGUGGCCGCUCCUCCCUCCACCUUCCAGAUGAGGUGGCCCUGGAGUCCAGGGACCCAAAGCCCAGCAUCACCCCAGACCUGAGCCCAGCGGACAGGAGGUGGCUCCACGCCAGUCCAGGCAGGGACUGCGCCGUGGAGAGGAAGCCUGGGAGGAAGCGAUCGCCAUCCCUCCCCUGGAGCGUGCAGCCGGCGACAGAGAAACUUCAGCCCCCUUCUGUGGAGCAUUUGGCCAAGAGCCAGCUGCCCUCUUCACCCCUUCAGCUGUCAAAGUCGUCGGGAAAGAGGCUUUUUCCUGCUGUGCCUGUGACCUCCAAGAUAAAACCCAGCCUCAGUUUCCAUGCAGAUGACAGCGCACACCCCAUGCCCCAGGUCAGCUUCACCUUCCCCAGCUCCACAUGGCAGAGCUGCGCAGGCCCGAGUAGGGCCCCCCUCCUGCCCCGGGACAUCCGAGGGUCUACAGACAGUGGAGGCCGACGCCAUAGCCUGCUGCCCCCCAGCUGCCCCCGAAAGCUCCAGGGUGGCAGCGCCAAGAGGCCAAGAAGACCAAGAUAGAGACAACAAGAGGGAUCAGGCGCAGGGGGCAAUGGCCAGAGGAGCUGACUGCAAGGCGCUAGGGUCUGUGCACCCAAAGUGGGGUUGGGGGUCGGGGGCCUGGCAGAGACGCUGGGGAAGAGCCCGCCCACAGCUUCCUGCAGCUCUUUGCCUUGGCGGCUGCCUCACCGACCACCUUCAGGAGAACGGACAUGUGGGUGUCAGCCUUUCUAGGGACUCCCACAGGGAGCCUGGGGUGGCUUCCAAUCCCCAGGCUCUUCCCAGGAUCAGUCCACAUCCCAGGUCCUGCUCUGGGAGAAUGUUGUUUGUGGGCCGGGACACCAGGCUGUCACCCUCCAGCUCAGGCUCAGGCUAAAGAAGCCAAUGGGGACAUCUGAGGGCCACCAGUAAGGCAGGGAAGAAUGUGUCCCUAGCCCCACAUAUGUCAGGGUUCUGCAGAGAAACAGAACCAAGAGUGUGCACGUGUGUACACAAAAGGGUGGGAGGGAGAUUAAGAUGCAUUUUAAGGACCUGGCUUUCAUGAGUGUGGGACUGCGAGGCUGAAACCCACAGGGCCUACUAGAGACCCAGGUCAUUGCCAAGCUGCAGCCGAGAGUCGGGAGGCAGAAUUCCCUCUGUGCCCAGGAGUUCAGUCUUUUCCCCCUUCUGGCCUUCAGCUGAUUGGAUGAGGCCCACCCAUGUGCCAGAAGGGCACCUGCUUUACUCAGUCUCCUCACUGGUUUAAAAGGGAGUCUCACCUAAGAAAUACCUUCACAGCAACAUCUAGACUGGUGUUUGACCUGCGCACAGUGUCCUGGCCAAGCGGACGCAUAAAGUUAACUCUCACAUGACACCAGCCCAGGCCAGCCUGCACAGAGACACUGGUCCCCACCCCACAGCUCCCAGACAGGCCAGCAUCUGGGGAGAUGAGAGCGUUCUCCCAUCCUGGGACCUCGCCCUCUUCACUGUCUCUGAGGUCCUUCUCGAAACCCCAGUUCUGCAGAGAAGAAAAUUUAGCUAACUGAAUCAUCUAGGGUCCUGAAAACAUUAGGAAGGACCCAAAAGUCCAGGAUCUAAUUUCAUUAAGACUGUAUGAACUUCAGUCAUUUUUCUCAUCAAGACAGAAAAUGAGAAAAUCUCUGCACCAUCCUGUGGAGAGCUGGCUCAUCACCUUGUCUGACUGAGGUUUUCAAACCGGGCCCUCAUCCCUUGCCCUCAGGGACCCUGUUGUUUGGAGGCUGUGGGGACCAGAGCCACCUCCCUUGUGGUAGGAGCCGAGCCACUCAGGGAGGACCGUGUGGUGGACCAAGGCCAGGAGCAGACAUGAGCUCUGUGGGUUUGGGGAACUGGCCGGUAGCACGUCGGGGCCGGGAGGUGGAGGCAGUGUCGGGGUCUCAUGGUCCGAGUGGGAAGCGGGUUGUUUUGCACUUACAUGUGCACAGCUAGUUGCCACAGCCUGGCCCCCCUCUCAGCAUGAUACCUGCUGUCAAGGAAGGCGUGCUAGGGGCUUCGUAGGACCAUGCUAUCCUUUCUGGGUCUUCUUGAGGAGAGGUGGAGGCGGGUGCCAUUACCUCCAGAGGCUCUGCUGCAGACCUUCUGUGGGCACUAUCUGACGUCCACUUCCCUUGUCUAGGGUGGGGUGAAGUGGGAUGAUUUCUGUUUUUCUGCUAGGGUAGAAUUUGCUGACUGUCCCCCUGUAUCUACUCUCUUUGUUCCAUUAUAAUAGAACCUCCAAUUUUUAGCUAGCCACAUGGCUCCCAAAUAAAGACUG
Manis pentadactyla (Chinese pangolin) is the source of this 4749-nucleotide messenger RNA. RefSeq names its product kinesin-like protein KIF19. NCBI's taxonomy places the organism in Eukaryota, Metazoa, Chordata, Mammalia, Pholidota, Manidae. The coding region runs from base 81 to 2999 and encodes 972 amino acids. The record is from RefSeq and is a predicted model, not a curated record. The transcript has 20 exons. Gene Ontology annotation, biological process: microtubule-based movement. Gene Ontology annotation, molecular function: ATP binding; microtubule motor activity; microtubule binding.